Lodderomyces parapsilosis is the source of this 4026-nucleotide messenger RNA. It is a transcript of the gene GIN4, whose product is annotated as protein kinase. The record is from RefSeq and is a predicted model, not a curated record. Bases 1 to 4026 code for a protein of 1341 amino acids. Gene Ontology annotation, molecular function: protein serine/threonine kinase activity; tau-protein kinase activity; ATP binding. Gene Ontology annotation, biological process: intracellular signal transduction; protein phosphorylation; microtubule cytoskeleton organization. Gene Ontology annotation, cellular component: cytoplasm. The transcript has a single exon. Lineage: Eukaryota; Fungi; Ascomycota; Pichiomycetes; Serinales; Debaryomycetaceae.
AUGGCACACUCGAGGCUGGCUUCUAUCAGCUCUUCAAUAGCAUCAACUACUGCUCACCACAACCAUCCACAAUCAAUUGGACCAUGGAAAUUGGGUAAAACUUUGGGAAGAGGUGCCACUGGAAGAGUAUUAUUGGCUACCCAUCAAACCACUGGACAAAAGGCAGCAGUUAAAGUUGUUUCCAAAUCAGAACUAAGAGAAGAUGAUGAGGCAGGUGACAACAACAACAACAACAACAAUACGAACAAAACUGGUGAAGGAUUACCUUAUGGCAUAGAACGUGAAAUCAUCAUUAUGAAACUUCUUACUCACCCCAAUGUUCUUAGACUAUACGAUGUUUGGGAAACUUCUAAAGCACUUUAUUUGGUUUUGGAAUACGUUGAAGGCGGAGAACUCUUUGACUUGUUGGUGGAAUUGGGUCCAUUGCAAGAGCCAGAAGCUAUAAAAUACUUUCGUCAAAUUGUUCUUGGUACUGCUUAUUGCCAUGCAUUGGGUAUAUGUCAUCGAGAUUUGAAACCAGAAAACUUGUUGUUGGAUGCUCAAUUGAAUGUCAAAUUGGCCGAUUUUGGUAUGGCUGCUUUGGAAAGUAACGGCAAAUUACUUGAAACUUCUUGUGGGUCACCUCAUUAUGCUGCUCCAGAAAUUGUUAGUGGAUUAAAAUACCAUGGAGCUGCUUCGGAUGUUUGGUCUUGUGGAGUUAUUCUUUUCGCUUUACUAACUGGAAGAUUACCAUUUGAUGAUGAAAAUAUUCGUAACCUUUUACUAAAAGUUCAAGCUGGUAGUUAUGAGAUGCCCAUUGAUGAAAUAAGUAGGGAAGCACAAGAUUUGAUUAUGAAAAUGUUGGAAGUUGAUCCUGUCAAGAGAAUUACCACAGAAAAUAUCUUGAAGCAUCCAUUAUUGACUAAAUACCCAAUCUCAAAUGAGGAUUUGAUUAGUGAAAAAUCAUUGCCGCAUCCAGAAACUGCUUAUAAAUCACUUGGCUCUGUGAAAAACAUUGACAAGCAAAUUUUGUCUAAUUUGUCUAUAUUAUGGAAUAAUAGACCAGAACUGGAUAUUAUCAAGUGUUUAUUACUGAAUGGGCCAAACCCAGAAAAGACUUUUUAUGCAUUACUUUUGAGGUAUAGACAUUCAAGCAAUGACCAACAACCACCGUCAAAGUCCACUAGUUUCGAAAACCGAAUGAGCAGAAGUGCCUCAAUUGGAAGGUCUCCAGCAGGUAAGAAACGUACCAGUCAAAUUAGUGUUUCAAGACCAACUUCGUUUCAGUACAAGAAUGCAUUUGGUUCGAGUGGAAGCAACACGAGUAAUAACAGAAUCGCCCACGCGAGAUUGUCUGCAGCAUCUUCGGCCAACAAUUCGCCUAGAAAAGUUGUUAAAAAGAGACUGUCAUUUGCACGCUCUCCGUCUGGCUCACCAUCCAAAUCCAAAACAAGGCAGCAGCAACAGCAGCAGCAGCAUCAGCAGCAGCAGCAGCCUCUACAAUCAUCCAGUAUCAAAGCUACACCACGUAAUAUAUAUGAGGAGAUUGUCGAGUCUCAAAGCACUCAGUCAGUUGCACCAUCCUUACCUUCAAAAGACUCCCAUCAUUUUGACAAAGCUACUUCAACUUUGCCAAAAUUGGCAGAAAAUCCCGUGGUUGACGAAUCACCAAAUUUGGUACAAACCGCAAAAGCAACCACCAAUAAGAGAUCUUCGAUGGUGAGCAAAAACACCAACAACAAAAGAAUGUCAAAAAGAAGGUCAAUUCGUGCUUCGAUGACAGCUGGACUAAAGAGAAACUCCAUUACAAUGAAGAUGUUGUCAGUUUACACCAAAUUAGCUGGUGAGGAUGAUUGGGAAUACAUGGAUAAACAAACAAAGAGAACCUCGGCAACUUUUGCGGCAUUGUGUGACAAAAUUUUCAACCAAGAGGAGUACAAUAAAGAUGAAGAGGAAUUGGUGGAUCCUGACGAAUUGGAAGCUAAAGAGUAUGAAAGAUUGAUGGAAAUUGAGCGCAAAAAACAUGAGGCUGAAUUGAAAGCUAGAAGAGAGUUGGAAAAGAAAAAGAGGAGACUGAAGAGAAGAUCAUUGCUCAGUUCGAGAAAGCUCAGUAUUAUUGUGAAGGAAGAUGAUGCGCCCCAAGACUCCCACAUGGAAACAAUUGAUGAGCAAGAAAUUGUUCAACCUAAACGUCAAUCAAAACAUUUGGGUGCUUUGCGAGCUUUAUCCGAGGGACAAGCCAAAUCCGACGAUCUCACGAUGGAAGAUGUCGAGCAAUUGAAAAGAAGGUCAGCUAGUCAACCCGUUAAAAGAAGAACGCAUACGCCGAUCUUGACCAGGCGACCAGUGUCUCGAUUGGAUCCACUCUGGCAGGCUCACCAUAAUGAACAAAUUGAAAGAGCACAAGAUGCAUUGGAGAAUGAGUGGAAGGGUAACAAAAGAAAGAGUGAUGAAACAAAGACCAAGAAGAAGAUCAAUAGAGAAUCAAUGGUUUCGGUUAUUGAUGAUGCUGGUGAAAACAAUGCAGAUGCAGGCAAGAGAAGACCAUCAAAGGACAGUUAUUACGAUGAGCACGAAGACUUUGAAUUACCUGAGCCUGAUGUUGUCGACUCAAACUUGAGUGAUGAGUACAUGACUGAAAUUAGAAAAUCAAGGUUGCUCAAUAGUCAAAAGAGUCUCAGCAAGAUUGCUGAGGACAAUGAACCAAAGACUUUGAUUAGCAACGUUAGAAUCCCCACGGUUACAAGAAAAUCCAGACAUUUCUCCAAUUCCAACAAAAGGCUAUCGGUCUUGUCAAUGUAUUCAACCAAAGAAUCGUAUCGUGAUUUGAAUUCAAUCAUUGAAUCCCACACCCCUGUCAAUAAUGACGAUGAUGACGACGAACCCCCAUUUCCGCCAUUGAGAACUAGUUUUGCUGAUAGGUUGGAUAAAGCUGGUUUACCUGAGGAAGAUGAAGAAGAUGGUGAACUUGGUGAUGGCCAUUCCGUGAUUGACUUUGAUCAGCACUUGGCUGAUAAGAGAUAUUCAUACUAUGAUUCAUCCAACAAACGCGUAUCACGAGCCUCAACCACCAGGAGAUACAGUAAAUCAGCUAGACCUGAGUCAAAGGUGCCGGCAUUGCCUUCUGAAGACUCUGAAAACACAUUCAACAGCAAAGGUGAGCCAACUGGUAAAAAGCACCGCAAGUCUGCUUCUGAUGGCUCGAGUGAUGCUGAUGAUGUUUUUGACAAGAUCAAACUACCCGAAGGUAAGUCAAGCAAGUCGUCAAUUGAUGUACUUGCAAAUGGCACAUCCAGCUCUGCUCAUAAGCAAGCUAAACAAGCGCAGUCUAGUACCACCCAUGCACCCGAAAAGAAACUCAUUCCGCAUGAAGCGUCGCAACCAAUGACCAAAAUCCGUGAAUCCAAGCCUAGUGGAACCAAGGCUUCUGCCGCAGGACAACUGGCACCACCACCACCACCACCUCCUCCUCCUCCACAUAAGAAACCAUUGGACGAUAAGACCAACAAUUACACGGACCCCAACACUAAAUCGAGAAAAGGAUCAUUUUUGAGGAAAUUUUCUUGGGGAUCGAAAAAGAGCGUUGAUGGUGGGUCCAGAUCAACCAAUAACGGACAGCUCCCCAGCCCAGUUGAAUCACAUGAAGAGAAGCCAAAAUCAUCUUUUCUUCGAUGGUUUUCAUCUUCUUCUUCUUCUUCUCACAACCACCACACACCAGUCACCGACUCCGAGAUACGAAGAUUUGCCACUCUUUUACCACGAGAAGAAAUGGUUUCGGCAUUAUUCACCUUGCUUAAAUCAUGGUCGAAUUUUGGUCUCAAGGAUUUGAAAAAGGAUUCAGUUAGUUAUACCAUUACAGGAGCCAUUUCAAAAUACAAUUCAUUUGAUUUAAAGAGUUGUAAAUUUAGAAUUAGAGUUGCACCAAGAGAUCAAAAUCAAAAAUCAGAAAUUAUAUGUGCUCGAAUCAAGGGGUCCAAAGUGACUACUGAUACCCUAUUUAAUGAAAUUGAAAAAGUAUUGGAGAAGGAAGGUGUUAUGGAUAGGUAA